UUCGAAUACCAGGGCAGGUUCAGCCCGCCCUGCGCCGCUCUCCCGGCCCAGGGCGCCGCUCACGCUCCCACCCCGCCACCCACCCACGCGGCCGCCAUGGGCAAGGACAAGCAGCCCCGCGGCCAGCAGAGGCAGGGGGGGCCGCCGGCCGCGGACACCGCCAGGCCCGACGACAUGGGGCCGAAGAAGGGCAAAGGGGCCCCCAAGGAGUGCGGGGAGGAGGAGGCCCGGACGUGCUGCGGCUGCCGGUUCCCACUGCUGCUAGCCCUGCUGCAGCUGGCCCUGGGCAUCGCCGUGACCGUGGUGGGCUUCCUCAUGGCGAGCAUCAGCUCCUCCCUGCUAGUCAGAGACACUCCAUUUUGGGCUGGGAUCAUUGUCUGCUUAGUGGCCUAUCUGGGCUUGUUUAUGCUUUGUGUCUCAUAUCAAGUUGACGAACGGACAUGUAUCCAGUUUUUUAUGAAACUGUUGUACUUUGUGCUGAGCGCCCUGGGCCUGACCGUCUGUGUGCUGGCCGUGGCAUUUGCUGCCCACCACUAUUCGCUGCUCAAACGGUUUACCUGUGAGACUGCACUUGACUCCUGCCAGUGCAAACUGCCCUCCUCAGAGCCGCUCAGCAGGACCUUUGUUUACAGGGAUGUGACUGACUGUACCAGCGUCACUGACACUUUCAAACUGUUCUUACUCGUCCAGAUGGUGCUGAACUUGGUCUGCGGCCUUGUGUGCUUGUUGGCCUGCUUUGUGAUGUGGAAACAUAGGUACCAGGUCUUUUAUGUGGGUGUCAGAAUGUGCUCUCUGACAACUUCAGAAGGCCAACAGCAAAAGGUCUAAUAGUCUUGCUCAGAGGUGGAAAGAAAACAGCACAUGGAGUAGCUGAGGUGGAAACAAAAUGUUUUUUUAGAAAGAAAAGUUUGACGAUAAAUACUAUUCGCCAUUGUAAAUGAAUAUUUUUAUAUUUUUCAGGAAAACAAAAGAGCAUUUCUUCAGGUUUCUAUUGCAUUUUUAAAAUUCAUUUGCGAAAAAACAAAUCCAGAUUGAGUUUUGGGAAUAUUAGAAUUUAAAAGAACAUUGAACCGGGAAAGAAGGGCACAGAUCUUUUUUUGCAGUCUGGCGUUUAUUCCUGACACUCAUUUUAUCCCUGACUUACAAUACAACCUUCUUUCCUGUUAGUCCAGUUUGGGUGGUAUGAACUGGCACUUUGGGGCCACUUGCUAGAUUGGGUAGUAUCUUCUGGUCCUUGCCACCUUGAACCACAGUUCUCAUGGCGUCUUGGAGAAAGGCAGGGUAGAGGAAGAGCCAAAUGUCCAGGCUAAAUCUUUUUGUUUUCCCUGGUAGAGAUGUCUUCAAGGCAUGAAAUAGCUUUACAAAAUCAGAGUAGAAAAGGAGGAGACUUUGCAAAAGGCUAAAUAAUUAUAACCACCUGGGCUGGGGCGGCGGCCUUUUUAGCUCCCUGGGUUUGGCUGUGUGAGUAGAUCACUCUCCGAAUGCUUUGGAUGAUCAUCUGUUUCUCAAUAAUUGAAAGGUGGUGGUAGUUGUAUUCUUAAUGAUGUAGAAGUUUUAAAAAUAAUUACAUUAUGCUUCUAUUCUAUCAUCUAAAACAAAUCAUUAAAACUAAUUUCUUGCUAAUUGUUAAUUAUAAUUAUGCUCAGAAGUCUAUUUAAUGAGCUCUGGCUGUACUUAGGCAGCACUGUCAGUGUUAAGAAAAAUUACUCUCACAAGAGAAGAUGCCUAAAGAUCUUCUUUUUUUUUUUUUUUUUUGAAAGCCAAGCAUUAUAAGAAAAGAAAAAAUUAUUAAUAGAUUAAAAGCACUCACGUAAACAAAAACAAGAGCAUUUGUCAUAGAAAAUGUUCUACAAAUGGCACAUUUGUGAUAUGUUGAAAAGUAUCUCUCUUGGCAACUGAGUACCUUUGAGGAAGAUUGGGUACUGCAGAUGAGUUCUAUUCAUAAAACUAUAGUUGAUACAUAAUCCUAUUAUUGAUUUAUAUGCAUAGUGAACUUCAAGACUCAAUGUUUUGAAGUGCUUAUUUUAGAAAUAUGUCCAAUGAUUUUUUUGUUUUGUUUUUGAGGCAAGGUCUCACUAUUUUGCCCAGGCAGGACUUGAACUCCUGUGCUCAAAUAAAAGCCCAUUUCCACCUCCAGAGUAGUGGAUGUUAUAGGCAUUUUCCACUGUAACCAGCUGUGUUUUGCUUUGUUUUUGACUCACAAUGAUUAAAAACAAGUAGCCUGUGA
Messenger RNA from Marmota monax (woodchuck), 2227 nucleotides. It is a transcript of the gene Sspn, whose product is annotated as sarcospan. NCBI's taxonomy places the organism in Eukaryota, Metazoa, Chordata, Mammalia, Rodentia, Sciuridae. The coding region runs from base 97 to 828 and encodes 243 amino acids. The record is from RefSeq and is a predicted model, not a curated record. Gene Ontology annotation, cellular component: dystrophin-associated glycoprotein complex; sarcolemma. The transcript is spliced from 3 exons.